Messenger RNA from Ficedula albicollis (Collared flycatcher), 1943 nucleotides. It is a transcript of the gene NXPH4, whose product is annotated as neurexophilin 4. Bases 1 to 1416 code for a protein of 471 amino acids. The record is from RefSeq and is a predicted model, not a curated record. The transcript has 7 exons. Gene Ontology annotation, molecular function: signaling receptor binding. NCBI's taxonomy places the organism in Eukaryota, Metazoa, Chordata, Aves, Passeriformes, Muscicapidae.
AUGCCGCUGGGAGAUUCAAUAAGGCUGGAGCCUGGAGCGUGGCUGGCGCAGCCUCAGCGAGGAGGGGGAGCCGUGCCAGGGGAGGGGGCGCACCCAGGGGUGCCCCCCAGCCAGACCCACCCACCCUUGCGCUUCCCGGGCCGAGGAGGGACAGUCCUGGGGGGCACUGGAGAUGUGGGGGGACCCUGCUGGCUGCACUUUUUGUCCCCACACACCACCCCCCGUGAGCUGCCCGUGUCCCCACGUGCCCUGCGCAGUGUGACUGGGGGUGCCCAGGAGGAGCCCCCACAACCCCUGGCGCUGUCCCGCACCAGCCUGGCCUGGGGAUCCGCAGCCCCCGGGGGCACAGUGGUGCUGCCAGUGUCUGUCCCCCUCUGGAGACCCUGCACUGAGACCUGCCUGGCCACGGAGGAGGGGGCAUGGGGGGCUCAUGGGACCCCCAUUAUUCCUGAUGGGGAUCAUUCCCAAGCAGGAAACGGCAUGCAGGGAGGGGGCAGACAGGAGGAUGAGGUUGAGGGGUGCACGCAGACUGAUGAGGAGGGGAUUGUAGUAGGAGGAAGAGGAGGGUGCACGCAGAGCGAUGAGGAAGGGCACAGGCACAGCUCGUGCAGUCUCUGCUCUCUCCCCCAGACGGUGUGUGCUGGCGGUCACGUCGCCAAGACCUUGGGGUACCUGGAGAUGGGCACCUCGGGCCUCCUCAAGGAUGUCCCCUACGGCACCCUGAAGCCCCCGGUGCUGAGCCCCGGGCGGCUGAUCCCGGCAGAGCCGCCCCGGGGCGCGGGGACAGCGCUGGGCACCGGCCGGAGCCCCUGGGACUGGCAGAAAAACCAGACGGCCGGGGACCCCCCCGGGGAGCUGCUGAACCCCCGCGCCCACCGCAAGCCCACCCUCAAAUCGAGCCGCGCCAAGAAGAUUUUUGGUUGGGGCGACUUCUACUUCAACAUCAAGACGCUCAAGUUCAGCCUCCUGGUGACGGGGAAAAUCGUCGACCACAUCAACGGCACCUUCAGCGUUUAUUUCCGACACAACUCCUCCAGCUUGGGCAACGUCUCGGUCAGCAUCGUGCCCCCCUCCAAGGCGGUGGGUUUCGAGGUGCUGGUGCCCGGCCCCCCAGCACUGCCGCGACCACCGCCCCCUCCCCAGCAGAGCACCCUGCCCGAGGGGCGCCCGGCCAAGGCGCUCAAUUGCCACGUGGAGUACGAGAAGACGAACCGGGCACGGAAGAACAAGCCGUGCCUGUACGACCCGUCCAAGGUGUGCUUCACGGAGCACACGCAGAGCCACGCCGCCUGGCUCUGCGCCAAGCCCUUCAAGGUCAUCUGCAUCUUCAUCUCCUUCCUCAGCAUCGACUACAAGCUGGUGCAGAAGGUCUGUCCCGACUACAACUUCCAGCACGACAAUCCCUACUUCGGCUGACGGCGCCGCAGCGGGGGUGGGGGCGGCGCUGCGCCGUUGUCGCUCGGGGCUCCCUGUCACCCCAACACCGGCCCCCCUGCUCGUCACUGGAGUGUCUCUGUGCUGGGUUGUGGGACAGCCGGUGCUGGGGGUCCUGGACCCCGCCCAACGCCAUCCCAUCACAGGGGUUCAGUUGGCUCUGGGGGUUGAAGGUUUCCCCCCCCAAAAUGACAUCCCAUGCCUGCAGCAUCCCUGCGCCGCAGUGGGGUGCGGCCAGUUCUGGGGGUCCCACCCAUCCCAUCACUGAGGACCCCAUACUGGGGUAGAGCCGGUGCUGGGGGUCCCAGUUCCCCCCCCAGUGACAUCCCAUCAUUGCAUCAUUGGGGUAGAGCUGGUGCUGGGGGUCCUGGACCCCCUCACACUGACAACCAUCACUGGGGUACGCCUGUUCCUGGGGGUCCCAGCCCCCUCCCCCACUGACACCCCAUCAUUGCAGCACUGCCUGAGCUGGGAAUCGUGGACCCCCACCCCACUGACACCCCCCCGCC